Scleropages formosus (Asian bonytongue) is the source of this 1335-nucleotide messenger RNA. It is a transcript of the gene vtcn1, whose product is annotated as V-set domain containing T cell activation inhibitor 1. The record is from RefSeq and is a predicted model, not a curated record. The transcript is spliced from 5 exons. Gene Ontology annotation, biological process: regulation of cytokine production; T cell receptor signaling pathway. Gene Ontology annotation, cellular component: external side of plasma membrane. NCBI's taxonomy places the organism in Eukaryota, Metazoa, Chordata, Actinopteri, Osteoglossiformes, Osteoglossidae. Bases 48 to 878 code for a protein of 276 amino acids. Gene Ontology annotation, molecular function: signaling receptor binding.
GUGGGACGCGCACAGAGCCGAAGGACAGGGGACAGCGACGCAGAGCCAUGGCUUCCGUUGGGCAGGUGAUCUUCUGGAGCAUCAUCAUCCUCAUUUUCAUCGUGGCAGCGCUGAUCAUCAUCCUCCUGUGCGUCGCAUUUGCGCCCAGGCAGGCCUCCACUGUGCAGACCGGAGAGCCGUUCCCUGUGGGGAACCUCGGCAACGACGUGCUGCUCGACUGCGAAUUCGACCCGUCUCCCGCCAACGGGAAGAAGGCAGCCGACGCCUCCGUGACCUGGACGAAGGACGGCCUCCCCGGGGUCGUGUACCUCUACGAGAACCGCGCCCCCCAGCUGCAGGACCAGAAUCCGCUGUUCAAAGACAUGGCCCAGGUGUUCCCGGAUGCCGUCGCCAACGGCAACGCCUCCCUGCUGCUGCGAAGCGUCAUAACGGAGGAUGCCGGCACAUACCGCUGUAGCGUGGUCGCCCCCAGCAGCCAGGGCACCGUGACCGUUAACCUCCGAGUUGCUGCGUUUUCUGCCCCGAGUUUCUCCGAGACGAACGGCACCCUGACCGCGGUGGCGCAAAAGUGGUUCCCCGAGCCCAACGUGACCUGGUCAAACCGUAAUGGCAGCACCCUGAACGCGACCACGAGCCUCUCCAACAAUUCGAUGGGGAUAUUCCGCGUGGUGACGACCUUGAGCGACCCGCUGCAGCUGGACAGUAUCUACAUCUGUACCAUCCAGAACAGCCUGGUGCGCUCUGUGACCCAGGCAACUGUCGAAGGCACAGACAUUUUUACAAAUACUUUGUUCAGCUUCAGCAGCGCCUCGUCUGCGAUGAUUCCUGGGCAAGCGCUCGUUCUCGUCCCACUGCUGCUGGGCUGGCUGCUCUGCUGAACACAGUGACACACACAGUAACACACACUCCAACCAGAGCUGGACACACUAACACACACCACGUCCAGAGCUGUAACAAACUUCUUCUCUAGAGGAUGUAUUCUGCCACUGUGUGUGUGUUCUGCAUGGCAUGACAGUCCUCCAUCGGAGUGUGUCAGUGAUGAAGAGUCAACCUUGUGCUUUCCGAAAUGACAGCAUUCAACGUGUCCAGAUCUGUCAGGCGCUCUGCCAUCCUGUCCACUGAGGAUUAUGGGUAAUGAUGUGGUUAAGGAUGCCUGGUAGCUCAGUGAACUCUUGAAGAGUGCUGUGCAAUAUACAGAUAUAUUUUACAUAACUCUGGAAACUGUUAAAGCAGUAAUGUCUAUACAGUGGUACAAUUUUUAUAUGGCUUUCUAUGGAUUCUUCAUAUAUGAGAGAAUUUGGGGUCAUUUUAAUAUGUAUUAUCUUUUCAAAUCAA